CUUGCUCAGUUUAUUUUCAAGCUUCGUGGAGGCAGCACACACGUCGCUCUGCUCGCGCUAUUUGUUGUUUUCCUCGCAGGUUACACCUUUCGCAGUCGCAGUUUGCAGCACUGCCCGCGGCGCAGUCGCCGAUCGUGUGUGUUUCAACGAACCAAUAUAUUCCAAAUAUAUUGUUUAAUUAACGCUUUUUGGCCAACAAAAAUAAUAACCGAAAAAAUAUACAUGUUUCGAAAUUGUUUAUGAAUUCAAUGCAAAUUAAAGUGUAUGUGCUCUAACGCUGACUCUGAAUUGUGACAAAGAAACAAAUGAACUAAUCAAAAAGUAUGUAGCCGCGCGACGCGACACAUGGAAUUCCAAAACUAAACCAAAGAUAAAAUGGCAAAGAAUGAUGCGAAGCUGCUCGUAAAUAAAUUAAUAAACCCAAUCAACAAACAUCGACACGACAUAAAGAAAACAGAUCAAUUUGCAAAUGAAUAAACGAAAGUAGUAACCCAAACAAAGCGAAGAAUUUCUAACACACAAAAGGGGAAGUUCCAUCAAAAAAUACAAUAAAAUACAAUUGCAUGACUGUGAAGGCGAAAGUGACAGCCGCCCCUCUUCGUUCCCCGAAUCGCAUGAAGAGCACCGCAAACCACAAUGUCCAGGUGUGACAACCACAAGUCCCGCCGCCAACAGCUGCCCGUUCCGGCUCCUUUGUCCUCCCUCUCCCACUCCUCCUCCUCGUCGACCCGCUCGCAAGGACACCACAUCCACUCCAGCCACUCGGAUCUGAAUGGAGGCGGUGGUGAAUCCUUCCUGCAAUAUUGCAGCGACAGCGAAAAGAGGCCACCGCCCAUCGUGGUGGUGGUGGGCGAUGGGCGGAGUCGGGUGCGACGGGUGGUGCGCACCGCAACGCGGCACGUCACCGUGGUCAGUCUGUCCACGCGGCACAAGGAGACCCAGACGCACACCUCGCACCAUGUGACGGCUGUCAGCUUUCCCCAAAAGAGCCUCGAGCGGAGCGGCUCCACCCAGUACGAGCUGGCUGGGGCGCAACAGCCGGGGUCCGCCAAUGCCUCCUCCACCUGCACAGAUAGCGGCAGCGUCGGUGGAUAUGUCUACCUGCAGAACCACUAUGCCCCCGGGGCGCACAGCUCCUCGGCCGCCAUCAACUAUCCUGCGCAACAGCAUCCCCAGAUGGUCUACCAAAUCCAGCAGUAUCCCACGUGCCAUCAGCAGCAGCAACAACAGCACCUCCAGCAGCAGCAGCAACAACAGCAGCAGCAGCAGCACUUGCACCAAACUGGUGGAGGUCACUACAUGCAGGUGACGGCAACGGGUGGCCAGUAUCACCACCAUCACAUGCUCCACGGCCACGGGCACCAUGCCCACCAUCACGGUCACGGUGGUGCGGUGGUCAUUGCCGGCAGUGGUGUGGGCACUGGCCUCGGAUCCGGAGCCACCAGUGUGAUCAUGCAGCACCAGCAACAGCAGCAGCAGCAGCAGAACAUGCACAAGAAGAACUCCAUCCGGAAUGGCGGCGAUGUCCUCAAGCGAACGCGAGCUCAGUCAGCCUACGAACUCUCACAAGAUCUGCUGGAGAAGCAGAUCGAGCUGCUGGAGCGCAAGUACGGCGGAGUGCGAGCCCGCAACGCAGCGGUGACCAUUCAGCGCGCCUUCCGCCACUACAUGAUGGUCAAGAAGUUCGCCUCGAUCACGGCCAUGGCCAAGGCCGAGAAGCGUCUCAGCCGACGCAUGGUGGUGACGGCCAGUAGUCUUGGCUUGGCCGAGGAGGGUGCCUCCUCCUCCUCUGCCUACGGCAGUGCCACCGAAUCUCAGCUCGUCGAGCAGCAGCAGCAGCAACAGCAGCAGCAACAACAGCAGCAACAACAGCAGCAACAACAGCAGCAGCAGCCACGUGUCACCAUCAUGGCGGGUCCGGCGGGAGCAGCUUCUCCUGGUUUAUCGAGAACGCCGCCCACGCGAUCGCUUUCCAUGCGGGAGCGACGUCAGCUGGACUGCAGUCCCAUUCCGCGUAGUCAGUCAGGAGCCUCUCCCGCCUCCAUCUCCAGCUCGACAGUCACCUCCUCCUCCGCGUUGGCCUCCCAUCCGCAUGUGAACCUGCUCCAUGCGGCCGAGCCGCAUUACUACAAUGCCCAGGCCCUGCCCACGGCGGCUGCCUACUACACUAGUUACCACGGUUCGCCGCACGAUAUUAGCUACGCCAGCUCGGCGGACACCUCGCUGAACGCCUCGUGGGUGAACACCAGCGGCCACUCCCCGCACACGCCCUACUACUCGGCGGCGCAGAUCUACAUGCGGCCCAAGGGCGGCAGCACCACGCCCACGCCCAGCUGCAGCGGCAGCACGGGCAGCGGCAGCGGGGGCAGCGGCAGUGGCAGCAACAAGAAGGUCCCACCCGAGGUGCCCAAGCGCACCAGCUCCAUAACAGCGCAGCAGCAGACGCAGCUCCUCCUGCUGCAACGCCAAACGCCGCCGCCUCCUUCGCUGCUGCGCACCAAUGGUCUCUGCAAGACCGCCGAAAAUGGCAGCCUGACCUCCGUGCAGAGUUCCGGAUCGGAUUCGAGCGUCACCUCAGCGGAACGCAACAUGAACAGCGAUCUGGGCUCGGAUCGCAGCAACUCACCGCACACCUGGAAACGGGGAACGGCUUUGAAUAGCUCGCAACAGUUCUCCACGCACUCGGCGGACUCAGCGGGAGCGGUUUCUGGCGGCGGAGUGGCCGGAGGAGCCGGCAUUUAUGCCGCCCAAAUGCAGGCUGCCGUUGCAGCAGCCACGGCGGCAGGAGGACACCCGCCAGCCGAUGACCAUGCCAUCUCAUCGCACACGAGCGCCGCUCAGUACGAGCAACACGAGCAGCAGCAGCACGAACAGCAGCAACUGCAGGCCGCAGCUGCCGCUGCCGGAGUUGCCCAGAACUACAAGAUGUCGGAGACGAUACGCAAGCGACAGUAUCGCGUUGGCCUCAAUCUGUUCAACAAGAAGCCGGAGAAGGGCAUCACCUACUUGAUCAGGCGGGGAUUCCUCGAGAAUACACCUCAGGGUGUGGCUCGUUUCUUGAUCACCCGGAAAGGUUUGUCCCGCCAAAUGAUCGGCGAGUAUUUGGGCAAUCUGCAGAACCAGUUCAACAUGGCCGUGCUCAGUUGCUUCGCCAUGGAGUUGGACCUGUCCGGUCGCCAAGUGGAUGUGGCUCUGCGUAAGUUCCAGGCCUACUUCCGCAUGCCCGGCGAGGCUCAAAAGAUCGAGCGUCUGAUGGAGAUCUUCUCACAGCGCUACUGCGAGUGCAAUGCGGACAUCGUGGGGCGACUGAGAUCAUCUGAUACGAUCUUUGUCCUGGCCUUUGCCAUCAUCAUGUUGAAUACCGAUCUGCACACACCAAAUUUGAAGCCGGAGCGGCGCAUGCGCGUCGAGGACUUUAUCAAGAAUCUGCGCGGCAUCGACGAUUGCCAUGACAUCGAUAAGGAUAUGCUCAUGGGCAUUUACGAUCGCGUCAAGUCCGAUGAGUUCAAGCCGGGCAGCGAUCAUGUCACCCAGGUGAUGAAGGUCCAGGCCACGAUUGUGGGCAAGAAACCGAAUCUGGCGCUGCCACAUCGCCGCCUCGUUUGCUAUUGCCGGCUGUACGAGAUUCCCGACGUGAACAAGAAGGAGCGACCUGGUGUGCAUCAGCGCGAGGUGUUCCUGUUCAACGAUCUGCUGGUCAUCACCAAAAUCUUUAGCAAAAAGAAGACCUCCGUGACGUACACGUUCCGCAACAGUUUCCCGCUGUGCGGCACCGUGGUCACCCUGCUGGACAUGCCCAACUAUCCGUUCUGCAUCCAGCUCUCGCAGAAGGUCGACGGCAAGAUCCUGAUCACCUUCAAUGCCCGCAACGAACACGAUCGCUGCAAGUUCGCCGAGGAUCUCAAGGAGUCCAUCAGCGAGAUGGACGAGAUGGAGUCGCUGCGCAUUGAGGCCGAACUGGAGCGCCAGAAGUCGGCGCGCAAUCGAGCGCCCGGCAAUGCGGAGAAUCGUGACAGUGGCGUGGCCGAUGUGGAGGUCUGUCCGUGUCCCUACCAAGCGGGAUCUCAGGCGUCCGGUGAGCAGGCUCCCAACUCCGCUGAUUCCUCGCAGCAGCUGAAGCGCAGUGCGCUCAGCAACAGUCUUCUCGACAUGCACGAGCAAUUUGGCAAUGAGAAACCGCAGCGCAGAGGCAGCGUUGGCUCUUUGGACAGCGGCAUGAGUAUCUCGUUCCAGUCGACCACCACCUCCAGCGCCUCGAGGGAGAAUGCAGCUGCGAUUGCGGCCGCAGCCAAUGCAGCGGCGGCAGCCAAGAUGCGAUUCAACAUGCCGCCAACGGCAGCGAUUGCCACGCCCAGCAAUGUCUAUGCGGCACCGGGAAUGCAGGCAUAUACCCACGCCAACUUUGUGCAGCAGUCGCAGGCCGCUUACAUGCUGCAGCAGCAGCAAAUGCUCCAGCAGCAGGCACAAAUGCAGGCUCAGGCGCAGGCUCAAGCUCAAGCUCAAGCCCAAGCUCAGGCACAAGCUCAGGCGCAGGCGCAACCGCUAACUGGGAGGAUUCCGGGACGCGAGCGGAAGGCUUCGCGAACGGAUGAGAACGGACGGUCGACGGAGGUCUAAGUCAUCUACUGUACAUUUUAGUUAUUGAGCAAAGCGAUAAUUAUUAAAUCUAUAUAGCAUAUAGAGUGAAGUAUCUUGUAUAAUCCGAAUCGAAACGAACCGAACGCCAUUUUCUUCAACACCUAACAAACAAACAAACAAAAAAAAGGAAAAACCACACAGGCUUACGAGUAUAUAGUGAAUUCUUAAAUGUUCCUUCGUUCUCUGCUAAUAUUAAUGUAAAUAAAUUAAACAUUUGUCUGUUUCACACUA
Molecule: messenger RNA, 4869 nt
Organism: Drosophila ficusphila
Lineage: Eukaryota; Metazoa; Arthropoda; Insecta; Diptera; Drosophilidae
Gene: siz
Product: IQ motif and SEC7 domain-containing protein 1
Exons: 7
Coding region: 637-4617 (1326 amino acids)
Biological process (GO): regulation of ARF protein signal transduction; actin cytoskeleton organization
Molecular function (GO): protein binding; guanyl-nucleotide exchange factor activity
Source: RefSeq, a predicted model, not a curated record